CCAGACAGCUCACCAUCACCUCAUGGUCAACUUGCUGUCUCUGAUGUUCACGAUAAAAACCUCGCGUGAAUAUACGAUAUCGAAAUAUUUCAUCAACCAUAUACCAAUGCAACAUGGCGUCUGUCUCAUCCUUGGAUAAAGACUUGCGCAAGUUGCGCCUCGACAGAUAUACCCCCGCCGCCGCCAACGAAGUCCGAUCAUGGAUCGAGGGAACAAUAGGCGAACGUCUCCCUGGCGGCGACCUGCUAGAAGGGCUCAAAGAUGGCCAGGCGCUGUGCAAACUCGUAAACUUAGCCAUAGGCCCCCCGGGUGUCAAAUUCAAGAAAUCCGCCAUGCCCUUUGUGCAAAUGGAGAACAUAUCGCACUUCUUACGAGCCUGCAAAUCCCCACCGCUAAACCUGCCUGAUCAUGACAUGUUCCUUACCGUCGACCUGUUCGAGCAGAAGGAUCCGGCGCAAGUACUCCAAUGCCUGGGUGCAUUCUCUCGGGCUGCCCAAAGGGUCAAUCCAUCAAAGUUCCCGUCACCGAUAGGGGCCAAACCGACAAAAGGGGUUUUGUCGCCGCAAAGCACGGGCUCCCCCAACAGAAGCCGAGCAUUAUCCAACACUUCGCAUACUUCAUCUACGUACGGCAGUCGACCCGGCUUGACAUCAACAAAAACUGGCGACUCGGGUUCCGGGCGAUGGAGCCCUACCAAGAGCCCGACAAGCGAUCGUGUAGCCUCCCCUGGCGUCAGUAGCUGGAGCAAGAGGGACCACGAAGGCGUUACCAGCCCAGCCUGGAACAUUGCUCAGUAUGGAUACAUGGGCGGUGCAUCGCAGGGCAAUCUGGGCAUAGCAUUCGGCGGCCGUCGUCAGAUCACUAGUGCUGGUCCGCACGUACCCAAUAUGGCAGAGAAGGAGCGACGCCGGAAGGAGCAAGAAGCCGAAGCUGAAAAACAGCGUGUACAGAUGCGAGAGGAGGAGCAGCGGCGCAAAGCUGAUCAAGACGCAGAGGAAGAGCGAGCCCGACUGGACCAAGAAAGACGCUGGGAAGAAGAGACGCGGAGGCAGCGAGACGACGAGAAGCGUAAAGCCGAAGAGGAAAAACGCCGGUGGGACGAGGAGGAGCGCCAGUGGAGAUUGACCGAAGAAAAGCGUCGCCAAGAAGAAGAGGAAGCAGAGGCUCGACUAAUAGAGGAACGAAAGAAGGCGCAAAACAAGGGUAACUCACAGCUUCAAGGACAAUUUCUGAGUCAGUAUCAGGCCGAGCGAAGCGCUGGAGCUCCAAAGUCUGACGGCGAUCGCAUCAGAGAACUGGAAGAACAGUUGGAACUUGCGCGUCAGCGCGAGGCAGAAUAUCAAGAAGACCGAGAACGACGUCGGGGUGGAGCCAAGAGCCGGAAUCGAUCACGGAGCAGACCAAGACUUCCCAACCGGCCGCCUAGCAGCCAGGAUAUACCAAGCAGACAAGACUCAUGGUCACGCGAUGAGCGCGAGGUUCUGCGCACGCAGUGGGAUCGCCACCAAGAAGACCAGGCCUCGGGGGUGCCAGCACCUGCACUCCCGUCUCGCCCCUUGCCGGACCCAAAGGCGACAAGCCCGCUGAAGCCACAGCGGACCGGCGACACCCUGCCACCUCCUGUGCCGCUGAGAACUCAACGCACCGGCGAGGGCCGCAUUAGCGAAGCUCCGCCCCCGACCCUACCUCUAAGAACUCAGCGCACAGGUGAAAGUAGGCCGCUCCCGGUACCAGAGAAGGCAAAGAGCCCACUUCAGGGUGGCUUCAGCAGCAGUCCCGCGGCUGCAAGAUCCCCUACCGGUUCGAAAUCGCCAUUCGCCCGACCACUACCCAACCCCUCGAGCGCAAGUAGAACAGACCGUUUCCUCGCAGCAAACCCGGCGCCGGUCUCUCCACCAGCCCAGUCAACGUAUUCCCGAGAACUCGGUGCAACGGCUGAGCGUGACGCCGAAGACCGUCGCAGAGUGCAAUCACAAGCCAAGACGAAAGCUGGUGGCUUCGCAGGCAAAUCGCUGCUGGAGCGCGAGAUGGAGAUGGAACGACAACGCCAGCAGGAGUGGGAGGACUCUCAGAGGGAGACUGCCAAGGCGGUUCGGUCCGGUGAAGGCGUUGAUGGCAUCGGAGGAGGUGUCGGUGGGCGGUGGGAUGUCGGUCAAUGGAGUGGGUAUACUGGCGGUGACAGCCAGAACAAAGGAUCCGCGGGCAUUGGUGCUGGGCGGAGGCAAAUCGUUGGACCUAGGCCUCUACCAAAUGUGCCACGGUAAUCAGGUACAGUGUGUGCUCCUAGAGCAAAUAUAGUAAGAAGUUCGAGAGUGGCUAAGAUUAACCUGGCCAAUAUCGAGAUACCCACACGUCACGCCGUGCUGCUCGGCGGGAUUUGAAAAUGCAACAACUAAUUUAAUUCACUGCAGCUUCCUAGCA
Messenger RNA from Truncatella angustata, 2421 nucleotides. RefSeq lists its product as uncharacterized. Lineage: Eukaryota; Fungi; Ascomycota; Sordariomycetes; Amphisphaeriales; Sporocadaceae. The transcript has 2 exons. The record is from RefSeq and is a predicted model, not a curated record. Bases 114 to 2264 code for a protein of 716 amino acids. Gene Ontology annotation, molecular function: protein binding.